GCUGACAGAGGGGGUGUCCAGAUUUCGAGGUGUCGCCCUUUGGUGUAGUGCCACUUAAACCCAGGACCUACCCCCUCCCUCCCAAUCCUCUCCUCCCCCCGCCCCGCGCCGCUCUAGGAGGAGUCAAAAUGUCCUCUUCCCCAGCUGGAGGGGAUUGUAGUGCGUAAACAGGAUUAACUCUCUCCCACCCAGCUGCGCUGAGCAGCCCGCGGCCUGCGGGCCGGAGCGAGCCCCUUGGUGCGCGGAGGGCGAGGCACGGGAAGCGGGGGAUGGUGGAGCUCGGGACCUCGGAGCUGUCCCUGGGGCACGCUUCCUCGCCAAGGGGGGCGGGGGGGUCACAGCCUCGGGAGCUGCUCCUCGGAAGCCGGGGCUGACGGCCGCGACGGCUCGGGCUCCUAGCCGCAGCCUCUCUCCACCACCUCCCUCUCCCUCCGCUCGCUUCCUCUCCGCCCACCGCGCUCUAGCCGCCGGGUCGCAGCCAGCGCAGUCCUCCGCCCCCCCCCCCCGAGCCGCCGCGCCCGCCCUCCCGCGCCCAGCCAUGGGGGACCUGCCGGGCCUCGUGCGCCUCUCCAUCGCGCUGCGCAUCCAGCCUAACGAAGGCCCGGUCUUCUACAAGGUGGACGGGCAGCGCUUCGGCCAGAACCGCACCAUCAAACUGCUCACGGGCUCCUCCUACAAGGUGGAGGUGAAGAUUAAGCCCACCACGCUGCAGGUCGAGAACAUUUCCAUUGGUGGUGUGCUUGUCCCGCUGGAACUGAAGUCUAAAGAGCCUGAUGGGGACAGAAUCGUAUAUACAGGAACAUAUGAAACAGAAGGUGUGGCCCCAACCAAGAGUGGAGAACGGCAGCCCAUCCAGAUCACCAUGCCGUUCACUGACAUUGGGACCUUCGAGACGGUGUGGCAGGUCAAGUUUUACAAUUACCACAAGCGAGAUCACUGCCAGUGGGGAAGCCCCUUCUCCGUCAUUGAGUACGAAUGCAAGCCCAAUGAGACCCGCAGUCUCAUGUGGGUGAACAAGGAGUCCUUCCUCUGAAGAUGGCGCUUUCUGAUGCUGUUGGACAGUCUCUUCGAAGAUCCACUUUUAGAUAACCCAGCACAAGCCUUCACCACGGCACACCACUCCGUUGCUGUCUCCCAUUGGGUGCCAAUUACCUACUAGCCCUGAUUAUUCUGAAUGUGUAAUUCCCUUCUGAUGCAAUGUCCCUGACAUAAAAGGUCAUGAUGUACCCUGCCCGAGAGACUCCCUUUCUGUAUUCUGUGUUGGUGUUCCUGCCUCCAGUUGUUCUUGGUCACGCUGGUGGCCACUUGGAGGAGCUCUGUGGAAUCCGCAGGCUGUGUCCCACACUUAACUUUUCCACUGAAUGACUGUGCUGUUUUGUUUCCAAGUUGAGUGCUUCCCUCUUUUUUGCUAAAUGUUAAAUAAAAAAUAACAGUGUGCUUGGGUUCCAUCCCAAGUGUGCAAGGGUAACAUGUAACUUGGGAUGUUUUCCAUCUGUGUCAAAGUAGCCUUUGUGAAAAUGUGAUGCAAGCAGCAGUCAAUGGGACUCAAGUGUUGUGCUUUCUAUAAACAGCUCGGCUAUUUCAGGGAAGAAUAAUGACGAAAGAAAAGGACAAAUAUUUAAGAAGUGUUUAUAACGUAUUACAACUCAAAUAAUGUAAGGUAUUGUGCUGUGGCCUAGUGGAAGUGGGAACGAGCCUUGUGUGGACCACUGUUAAACAAGGUGACCAAAGUGACAGGGUUAACUCUUUGGCAAGUGACUGUGGUGUCCAAACAGGCAUGCUGAUGGCCUCCCUACAUUCCCCUCCACUUGAACUUUGUAAAACUGUGUAUGGAACUAUAAUCAACUUUUGAUAUUUCUUAAUAAAGGCAUUGAAAAUCA
Messenger RNA from Delphinapterus leucas (beluga whale), 1880 nucleotides. RefSeq names its product cannabinoid receptor interacting protein 1 (gene CNRIP1). Gene Ontology annotation, biological process: negative regulation of signaling receptor activity. The record is from RefSeq and is a predicted model, not a curated record. NCBI's taxonomy places the organism in Eukaryota, Metazoa, Chordata, Mammalia, Artiodactyla, Monodontidae. Gene Ontology annotation, cellular component: plasma membrane. Gene Ontology annotation, molecular function: type 1 cannabinoid receptor binding.